Molecule: messenger RNA, 1515 nt
Organism: Carica papaya (papaya)
Lineage: Eukaryota; Viridiplantae; Streptophyta; Magnoliopsida; Brassicales; Caricaceae
Gene: APL
Product: Homeodomain-like superfamily protein
Molecular function (GO): DNA binding; DNA-binding transcription factor activity
Source: RefSeq, a predicted model, not a curated record
GGGAAUAAGCUCUUCUCUUCUUCAAAAACGCACCCUAUUCUUCCCUAUUUGCAUCGCAUUUGUUCUUGAAUCUCUUCGUAUUCUUAGAGAGAGAGAGAGAGAGAGAGAGAGAGAGAGAGAGAGAGAGAGGGAGAGGGAGAGAAUGUUCCAUUCUAAGAAGCCUUCUACUAUGAAUUCCCACGACAGACCCAUGUGUGUUCAAGGUGACUCUGGCCUUGUCCUCACCACUGACCCUAAGCCUCGUCUCCGAUGGACCGUUGAGCUCCAUGAACGCUUUGUCGAUGCUGUCACUCAGCUUGGAGGACCUGACAAGGCCACACCCAAAACAAUCAUGAGAGUGAUGGGCGUCAAGGGUCUUACCCUUUACCAUCUAAAGAGCCAUCUUCAGAAAUUCAGACUGGGAAAGCAGCCUCACAAGGAAUUCAACGAUCACUCCAUAAAGGAUGGUGAGAGAGCUUCGGCUUUGGAUCUUCAACGAAGUGCUGCAUCAUCAUCCGGCAUCAUUGGACGUAGUAUGAAUGAUAACUCACACAUGGUUGAUGCGAUUAGGAUGCAAAUGGAGGUGCAGAGAAGACUGCAUGAACAAUUAGAGGUGCAAAGACACCUGCAAUUACGGAUCGAAGCUCAAGGAAAGUACAUGCAAUCCAUACUAGAGAAAGCUUGUCAGACUCUAGCAGGUGAAAAUAAUAUUGCUGCUGCAGCUGCAAGCUACAAAGGUCUGGGAAAUCAUUGCGGUGCUGACAUGGGAACGAUGAAAAAUUUUGUGCCUCCUCUCAACUUCUCAUCAUUUCAAGACCUUAACAUCUAUGGAGGAGAUCAACUUGAUCAUCAUCUUCAACAAAACAUGGACAGAUCAUCAUCCCUUGAUCAUGGGUUCAUGUCAAAUGAUGAUACUCUAUGCUUAGGAAAGAAGAGGUCUAACCCUUAUUCUACUUGCAGUGGCAAAAGCCCUUUGAUCUGGGCUGAUGAUCCCAGGCUGCAAGAACCAUCAUGUCUUGGACCUCAAGAUCAUGAUCUUUUCAAGCAUUCUGCUCAUGACCAGAUGCAAAUUGCACCACCUAAUUCCAUUGAUAGAGGCGCAGAUCACUUGGAAUCCAUAUCCGAUAUUUAUGAAACCAAGCCUGUCCUCUCCGGUGAUCAUGCCAUGGCAGAUAAGAAAUUCGAAUCAACAAAGCUCGAAAGGCCAUCUCCUCAAAGGCCGUCUGAUAGGAUGAGCCCUAUGAUGAACACCGGCGGCAUGCCACAAGGCAGAAAUUCACCCUUUGGAUGAAUUGCUCCAGCUGUCUUAUUAUUGUUAGGUGUAAGUGAUUUGAUAUUUAAUCAUUACCUCCUAAGUCCUAAUCAAUUACAAGUUUCUCAUGAUUUAGGGUUUUUGAGAAUUGAAGCCUAGUAAUUUAUAUUAGGGUCUCCACUCAAAUUAGAUACGAUAAAAUUGUCAUGCAUGCCAAGCCAUGGUACUUAAUAUGUUAAUUAAUUAUUAUAUUGCUGUGUAGCUAUAUAUACUACAUUUUGCUU